AUGUCGCGUCUGAGCAGAGAGAGUAUCUUGCAAGGCAUGGCCGAUGCUUUGCCCACCCACGGUAAAGAUGACGAGUCCUCAGACUUGGCAAGCUCAUACGAAGCCAUUGCUCUGCUCGUCCAUGCGUAUCUCGCCGCCAUCGGCUUCAGACUCCAAGGGUUCGAUGAAGAUAAGAAGAUCCCGGAAACAGAAUCGCUCGCGCCCCGUAUCCCCCUUUCAUGGAACAACGGCUUUGGCUCGCUCGGCUUCGUCUACCAACAUAAGCAGUCGGCCAUGAGCUUCGCCUUUCGCAUCGAUCGCAUGGGCGGCAAGGUCGAGGUGCGCGGUCUUGCUGUAGGCGACGACAGUAUCCAUCGCUUCGAAAAGACAGUCCGCGACGUGGUCACAUCAAGUGCCCUGCCUGUACGGAUAACACUCAACGAAAAUGGUGAAGAAGAUAGGAGCGACCUGGUAGACAAGCUGAGUAAGGUAUUCACAUCGGAAGAAGCUGUCAACUCCAUCCUCCACGACCUCAAGGUCAACAUCGUGCAGAAACUCAUCCCCAAGCUCCAAUCAGAAGGCUACAUCGAGGAAGCUGAGACCGAAGCCAACGCCAACGCCGAACGACGCAACAUGCAAGACUACCCCGGCCGAGCAGGACGCCCAUCGCAACCCCACAAUCCGACACGGCCCUUCCCAGGGUUCAAUCCAGAGCCCGACCUCGCACGUCCCCGUGCGCCGCAGGGUGACAUGCCGAUGCCGGGUUUUGAUGAUGAGCAUGAAAUAUUGCGCGACCCCCGUGCCGCUGGUUUCCCUGGCCGCGCACCGUAUAAUAUUGGGCAUGAUGACCUGAACCCACCUGGCCUAGGUCCGCACGAUCCUCUCCGUCCCUCGUUCGGCGGUGGUGGCUUCGGUGGAUUGCCUCGGCCAGGAGGUGGCGCUGGCAUGCAUCCUACCUUUGACGACCCCUUAUUCACAGGCCAGGGCAGUGCUUAUACAGGAGGGCCCGGUCAAGGCUAUGACCACCAAGCACCGCCAGGCGCGCGGUGGGAUCCUCUAGGUCCCGGCGGCAGUCCUAGAUUCCCAGGCCCGGGUCGGGGACAAGGCGGGAACUUUGGGGGCUUUGGGCCCGGUGGUGGUGAUAUCAUCUAG
This is a messenger RNA of Emericellopsis cladophorae, 1131 nucleotides long. RefSeq lists its product as uncharacterized. Gene Ontology annotation, molecular function: endopeptidase inhibitor activity; proteasome binding. The coding region runs from base 1 to 1131 and encodes 376 amino acids. The transcript is spliced from 3 exons. The record is from RefSeq and is a predicted model, not a curated record. Gene Ontology annotation, biological process: proteasome-mediated ubiquitin-dependent protein catabolic process. Lineage: Eukaryota; Fungi; Ascomycota; Sordariomycetes; Hypocreales; Bionectriaceae.